Messenger RNA from Aspergillus nidulans FGSC A4, 1260 nucleotides. Its product is annotated as MOSC domain protein. Bases 1 to 1260 code for a protein of 419 amino acids. Lineage: Eukaryota; Fungi; Ascomycota; Eurotiomycetes; Eurotiales; Aspergillaceae. The record is from RefSeq and is a predicted model, not a curated record. The transcript has 2 exons. Gene Ontology annotation, molecular function: pyridoxal phosphate binding; molybdenum ion binding; catalytic activity.
AUGAAGGUUAGCCAGAUAUAUGUCUACCCUAUAAAAUCUCUGCGUGGAGUCCCUCUUUCAUCAGCGCAGGUAACCCGGACCGGCUUCGAAUAUGACCGCCGCUUCAUGCUCCUCAAAGUCAUCCCGUCGGAAUCCGAAGAUGCGAAGGGCGAAAAAACGCUAAAGAAUAUGCACAUCCCGCAUUUCCCGGAGAUGUCGCUAUUCCAGACGGAGUUGCUCGAGCCAGGGAGCGGUGACAAUGCGAGAAUAAGGGUUACGUAUCAUCCUUCGGACUCUGAAUCGGCAGGGCAGGUGAAUGGAACUGGCUAUGGAAAAGAGGAAGAGGCGCUGCAUAUCCCCCUCAAUCCCGACACGAGGGGUCUCGAGCAACUGGCGGUCGUGAUGCACCGCUCUCCAACGAAAGGGUAUAAUAUGGGUCCCAAGUAUAAUGAGUGGUUUAGCGAGCGUUUCGGCUACGAUGUCGUGCUUGCAUAUUUAGGCGAUGGCAACGGGAGGGCUGUGCUGGGGACCUUUGCCCCGGGGAAGCACGUCGCGCACAAGGAUCAGAGGCAGGGUAUGAAUUUAGGUUACGUUGCGGCGCUGCUUGCCGUUAUUGGGGUCCUCUACAUUGCACUUACGGUUUUGACGCCGUCUCCCCCUGGAUUUGCUUUUGUAGCUGCUGGUUUUCUUGGGCGGCGGGAUAGAGUCGGCGUGAUGGUCGCUGUGGCCGCACUUUUGCCAGCCUUUUUGGUCUUGAAAAGACAGUCUACGAAAGACGAACGCAUCACGUUCGCAGAUACAGCGCCAUACAUGGUUGUUUCCGAGACAUCGGUGGCGAACGUCACUGACCGAUUGGAAGGCGAAGAGAUGGACAUGAGGAAGUUCCGUGCAAACAUUGUGGUGUCCGGAGCAAAAACGGCAUUUGAAGAGGAUUUUUGGGCGGAACUGGUGAUCGGCGAUGCUCAAGUGCGCCUGCUGCUGACGGCGAACUGUGUACGGUGUCGUAGUCUGGAUGUGGACUAUGAGACGGGCAAGAUGGGGACCGGCGAGUCCGGGAAAGUGCUGAAGAAACUUAUGGCGGAUCGCAGAGUGGAUACUGGCGCCAAGUACAGCCCUGUCUUUGGGCGGUACGCGUUCCUGGAGGGGCAGUCAGACUUGAAGAUGGUCCGUGUAGGUGAUGAGGUUAUAGUGGCAAGAAACAUGAAAGAGCGGGCUAUUUAUGGUAAGCAACCCAAACUCAUCAGCAGAAUCUGGCUGCAGGACCUGGGGUCUAAUGGUUGA